GCGGUUUGGUCUGGAGCAGCUGAAACCGGUUUGAGCGCAGCCGCUUUCUGCAGCCGGGCGACGCCGCGGGCCACCUUGGGGAGCGCUGGCGAGGCGCGGACGCCCGGAGCCCGGCAGCUCGGCCCGGGGCACUCGCUCUCGGGCGCGGCGGCGGGGACCCGCGGACGCGGACCCGGCAGCACAACAUCCUCAAAUCCGUCAGAAUGACACCUUCUCAGGUUACCUUUGAAAUAAGAGGAACUCUGUUUCCAGGAGAAGUUUUUGCUAUAUGUGGAAGCUGUGAUGCUUUGGGAAACUGGAAUCCUCAAAAUGCUGUGGCUCUCCUUCCAGAGAAUGAGACAGAUGAAAGCAUGUUUUGGAAAGCAACCAUUAUACUCAGUAGAGGAGAAUCAGUUCAGUAUCGCUACUUCAAAGGGUGCUUUUUAGAACCAAAGACUAUCGGUGGUCCAUGUCAAGUCAUAGUUCACAAGUGGGAGACUCAUCUACAACCACGAUCAAUAACCCCUUUAGAAAGUGAAAUUAUUAUUGACGAUGGACAAUUUGGAAUCCACAAUGGUGUUGAGAAUUUGGAUUCGGGAUGGCUGACGUGUCAGACUGAAAUAAGAUUACGUUUGCAUUAUUCUGAAAAGCCUCCUGUCUCUAUAACCAAGAAGAAAUUUAAAAAAUCUAGAUUUAGAGUGAAGCUGACACUAGAGGGUCUGGAGGAAGAUGAUGAUGAUAGGGUUUCUCCCACUGUUCUUCACAAAAUGUCCAAUACCCUGGAGAUAUCCUUGAUAAGCGACACUGAGUUCAAGUGCAAGCAUUCACAGCCGGAUUGUGGGUAUGGCUUACAGCCUGAUCGUUGGACAGAAUAUAGCAUACAGACAAUGGAACCAGAUAAUUUGGAACUAAUAUUUGAUUUUUUUGAGGAAGAUCUCGGUGAACAUGUAGUUCAGGGUGAUACUCUUCCUGGACAUGUGGGUACAGCAUGCCUCUUAUCAUCUACCAUUGAUGAGAGUGGGAAAAGUGCUGGAGUCCUCACUCUUCCUAUCAUGAGCAGAAAUUCCAGACAAACAAUAGGCAAAGUAAGAGUUGACUAUAUAAUUAUUAAGCCAUUACCGGGAUACAGUUGUGACAUGAAAUCUUCAUUUUCCAAGUAUUGGAAGCCAAGAACACCAUUGGAUGUUGGACAUCGAGGUGCGGGGAAUUCUACAACAACUGCUAAGCUUGCUAAAGUUCAAGAAAAUACUAUUGCUUCUUUAAGAAAUGCUGCUAGUCAUGGUGCAGCCUUUGUGGAAUUUGAUGUACAUCUUUCAAAAGAUUUUGUGCCUGUGGUGUAUCAUGACCUUACCUGUUGUUUGACUAUGAAAAAGAAAUUUGAGGCUGAUCCGGUUGAAUUAUUUGAAAUUCCAGUAAAGGAAUUAACAUUUGACCAACUCCAGUUGUUAAAGCUUACUCAUGUGACUGCACUAAAAUCUAAAGAUGUAAAAGAAUCUGUGGUUGAAGAAGAAAAUUCUUUAUCUGAUAAUCAGCCAUUUCCUUCUCUUAAGAUGGUUUUAGAGUCUUUGCCAGAAGAUGUAGGGUAUAACAUAGAAAUAAAGUGGAUCUGCCAACAAAGGGAUGGAGUGUGGGAUGGUAACUUAUCAACAUAUUUUGACAUGAAUCUGUUUUUGGAUAUCAUUUUAAAAACUGUCUUAGAAAAUUCUGGAAAGAGAAGAAUAGUGUUUUCUUCAUUUGAUGCAGAUAUUUGCACAAUGGUUCGGCACAAGCAGAAUAAAUAUCCCAUAUUAUUUUUGACUCAAGGAAAGUCUGAUAUUUACCCUGAACUCAUGGACCUCAGAUCUCGGACAACUGCUAUUGCAAUGAGUUUUGCACAGUUUGAAAAUCUACUGGGGAUAAAUGCACAUACUGAAGAUCUGCUCAGAAACCCAUCCUACAUUGAAGAGGCAAAAGCUAAGGGACUAGUCAUAUUCUGCUGGGGUGAUGAUACCAACGACCCGGAAAACAGGAAGAAAUUGAAGGAAUUUGGAGUUAAUGGUCUAAUUUAUGAUAGGAUAUAUGAUUGGAUGCCUGAACAGCCAAAUAUAUUCCAAGUGGAGCAGUUGGAACGCCUGAAGCAAGAAUUGCCAGAGCUUAAGAGCUGUUUGUGUCCCACUGUUAGCCACUUUGCUUCCUCAUCUUUGUGUGAGGAGCCUGGUAUCCAUGUGGAUGCCAACGGCAUUGAUAGCAUGGACAGUGCUUAGUUUUUACGGGGCAGAGGCCAUCUGGGGGCAUGCACUGCUGUUCUGGGUAUUCACUUUUCAUGAGCAUUGUUUAUCUAUGCCUUUUAGUUUCUCAGUCCAAUGAAGCAAUAAUGAAGUAUUUUACUGUUUCACUACAGUUCUUGCUAGAAUUUCAAGUAUGCUAUUUAAAUCACUUGGCCAGGUAUAAUUACCAGUCAGCCUCUUUACAAUGAGAAAAUGUAUUGGUUGGUAAAUAUUUUAAACUAUAUAUGUAAGUGGAUAAUGUUAAACAAAUGUCCAUUAAAAUCAUAGCACUUUGAAAUUAACUCUAUAAAUAUCUCAUAUUUACUCUUCUUACAGUUUUUCAUUCAAUCAGGUCUGAAAUAUUUAGCACUUGAGGAACAUGACUAUGCAUAAUUAUACCUGACCAUGGGAAAAAUAAGUACCUCAAAUGCAUGCAUUUGCACUGGUGAUUCCAACUGCACAAAUCUUUGUGCCAUCUGUGUAUAUAUGUAUUUUUUACAUGGACUGACAUGCACAUCUACCAUUUUCAUUCAGUAUGAACCUUGAGGCUGCUGCCGUUUUUCCAUUUAACCAAACCAAUGCCUGUGUAAACAGCCUAGAGGUGAUCCUUGAAAACUUGUUUCACAAAUUGUUUUGCAUAAAUGUUAAAAUUUUUUAAAUGCUGCAGGGUAAUUUAAUGUAUAAAAUGUUAGAAGAAGUAUGUAUUGCAUACUUAGUAGAGUAGAUCAUUAUGUGUAAAUUCUACUUAAUGCAUGCUUUAGGUUUUAAGCAUGAGAUUGUACACGUUUACCGUAAGUCCUUGCAUCUGUGGUGCUAGGUAAGUGUGAGAAGGUGUCAAGGACUGAAAAUAAAUACUUUGUUGCCUAAAAAAAGGGCCUGUUUGCAGGCAUUUAAAAUAUGCUUAUUUUAGGUCUCUCUCACUACCUACUACACACCGUUGCUUUAUGGGUUUGUUUUGUGUGUGUGUGUGUGCUGUGUGUGUUGUACAGUAGUUAAAUCUCCUUGCAAAACAAUAAAUGUCCUGAAUUCUCAUAUUGGUAUUCUUUAUUGAUUAAUGUAUAUCAUGCAUGUAAUUUAUUUAGAAAUGUAGAAGAUCCGACUAAAUGUAUAGGCAUGUUUUGAGAGUUAUGCUAAGGAUUCUUUCAUUAGAAGCUGAUUGUUUUUGGCAUAACUGUAAUUUAAGAAUGAAUGUUAAAUAAAACGCACAGAAUUAUUUUCUUCAAUAUAAAUUGAAAUUGCAAGAAGGUGUUACUUUUGUAGAAUUGGUUCUAUAAUAUUAUGAGAAAUUGGAAUUUAGAGUCUACCCUAAAGAGAUGUCUUAUUUCCAUCUACCUUUUACUGCAUGUUCUUCACUAGACAGUUUAUUCAUGUAUUGACAUAUUUUGGUAGUAGCUGCAGACCUAAGACUUGAAUUACACAUUGUAUCUUUUUAUUUUUUAAGCCAAGCAAUGCAAUUUUGGUCAGAUCUUAAUUGUGUGAAGAUGGGCUUUGAAAUUGUAUGGUAUUGUGUUUGUAACACUGAUAUUUAAUGGAAAAUAGUUUCAGAAAAUGGAGUCUUCUGCCAGGGCUCUAAGUAUUUUUCCCCCACAUUGAGUGAGAUUCUCCAACAUUUUGGUGUGUAUUAGGUGCCUUUAGAAAACUCCUUAAAAAAUUUUUUUUUGUUGUUUUCCUCACCUGCAGACUUGUACAAUACAAUUACCGUCACUUUGUGGUAACUUGAUUAGCCGAAUGUGUGCAUUUCUAGUCCUGUUCAUUGGCUCCUCCCCUGUGCCUUUCACGUUCCAGCUCCACUUUGAAAACUUGCAGAUCAUAAAAGGGAAAAAUGGGGGAAGGAGGAGAGGCGAUGUGGGUUAGGGGGUUUCCUGAACAGUGUAAUUUUUAAAAAAUACAUAUUUUUAUUGAUUUCAGAGAGGAAGGGAGAGGGAGAGAGAGAAACAUCAAUGAUGAGAGAAAAAUCAUUUUUCAGCUGCCUCCUGCACUCCCCCUACUGGGAAUUAAGCCCGCAACCCUCGCAUGUGCCCUUGACUGGAAUCGAAUCCAGGACCCUUCAGCCUGCAGGCUGAUGAGCCAAACCAGCUAGGGCUGAACAGUAUAAUAUGCUGAGAAGAGCUCAUAGCCUCACUGCUCACUUUCCUGUAGAUGAUUAAAGCAUAGCAAGCAGUGUCUCCCCUUUAUUCUAGGACUAAGUCCAGGCUUUAUCACUUGCUUUGCCCUGUGCACUCUGCUCCAGCCACACACUGUAUCUGUGCUAGGCCCUGGCCACAUCAUGCUCCCUGUCGGAAGCCUUGUGCCCUCUGCUGCCCACAAACACCUUCUCCUUGCCAGAUUCAUUUCUCCUUGAGCCAUCGACCUCUCUGCCCUGAGCCUUUGCGAAGCUCCUUCAGAAGGGAUGAAUCUGUCUCCUGGACUCGAGCCGUGUGGUUGUACCUGGGUCAUGUGCAUCACAGGACAUUGUGGGUAGGCGCAGUUGAUGUUUGCCUCACCUACCAGGAUGCGGACUCUUCCAGGGCAGGAGCUUAUCUUACUCAUUUUUAUUUCCACAGUAAGUGGAACAUAGAAAACAAAUGUUGGAAUUAUUGAGAUAAUAUAAUUCAUAGCAAAUGUCCUCUUGAAUUAAGAGAUUUAGUUAUGUUCACUAAGAAUGUAAACUUGGAAUUGACUUACAUUUUAACAAUUGGAAUGGUUUAUUGAUGUCAUAGAGGUAUAAUGUUGAAUUAUUUUAUGGUUUCUGGAAAUUGAGUGCAAUGUCUGAUAAAGUGCCACCAUUCUUUGGUAUUUCCUAUUCUCUGGAAUUAUGUACUGUAACCGAUGGAUGUAAGUGUGAGGAAUACAGCUCAUUCUGUGUCAGUAGUGCCUGGGGGCUGCCAUGGCCACCCUUUACCUCACUCCCUUCUUCCUUAUGACGCCUGUCUUCCCCUCCACAUCCCAUGUGUACGCCUACCUCAGCCCCCUGUCCUUGUUGGAAAUGCCUUCUGUCUUCCUCCUGUGUCCAGCUCAGGUGCCACCUACUCCAUAGAACUUUCCUCAGCUUUUAAUCAGAAUCAUGAUGCAAACAAAUGCAGGCAGCCUCAAGCUCACUACUUCAUUUUGCAGCUGAGGUAACAAACCCAGAGAAGUUAACUGACCAUGUUGGGACUGGAACUGGGUUAUGGGACUACGCUGUCUUCGUAAACUAUGCUGCCUUCUGAGUUCUUGUGGCCUUUGUUAGCAUAUGCUUUCUAAAGUCCAACUUCUUAUGUGCCUGUUAUUUUCCUGAUAAGAUUGUAAGCCCCUUAAGGGCAGGGAUUUCUUUGCAUUUCCAGCACUACUGUAGUGUUCUAUACUUAGUUAUGAACUAGAUAAAUAAAUGGCGGUGGCAACAA
This is a messenger RNA of Myotis daubentonii (Daubenton's bat), 5587 nucleotides long. It is a transcript of the gene GPCPD1, whose product is annotated as glycerophosphocholine phosphodiesterase 1. Gene Ontology annotation, molecular function: glycerophosphocholine phosphodiesterase activity; starch binding. NCBI's taxonomy places the organism in Eukaryota, Metazoa, Chordata, Mammalia, Chiroptera, Vespertilionidae. Gene Ontology annotation, biological process: glycerophospholipid catabolic process. The record is from RefSeq and is a predicted model, not a curated record.